CGACGGCCAGACCACCAGAAAAUGGCGGCAAGAGAGGGAGAAGAGAGAAAACGCGCGCACAGUGGGCAGCAGCUUUCCGGCGCGAUUCCGGCUUCAUCCGACGUCCGAUCGAGGUGAUUCCGGUGGCGUUGGAAAGCUUGUUCCCAGAGCUUUCUUUUGAUACCAAAUUUGAAGCAAAUGGAGGUCGGAUGAGUGAGAUAUGGAGGAGAGAAGUUUCGGGUUUUUCAAGCUUUUUCAUCAGAUCUACGACGAUCCGACCGUUGGAUCGACGAUCCGAGACCACAUAUGGACUGAGGAAGAGGAGAGGAACAUGGUGGUAUGAUCAGAUCCGGCAAAUGUCGCUGGCGACCGGCGGCCGGCCACCGUGCGCGGUGGUUCCGGCGGUGGCUCCGGUGGGCUAUGGAGAUAAUUCAACUUCCAGAGGCUUCCUCGUAAAUUUUUGGAAUUUUGGAGACACAGAUAAACUUCGGGUGAUCAAGGUCAGCUAUUUUCCUGCAUCCAGUAGCCACAAUAGUCAUCGGUGUACUGCCACAGGAGGAGUUAUUUUACAGAGCAACCUGUUUUCUUCCUCGCAGGUUUAACGUCGAUUAUUUAAUUGUAUUAUUAUUCUCUAAAUUUGUAAUUUAGGACUCCGCAUGUGCUAGUAGUAGCAUUAAGCCUGUCAGGGACUGUAUGAAUUCAAGUUUUUGAAUUAAUAAAUGAAAAGAAAAAUUAUAUGA
Molecule: messenger RNA, 719 nt
Organism: Hevea brasiliensis (rubber tree)
Lineage: Eukaryota; Viridiplantae; Streptophyta; Magnoliopsida; Malpighiales; Euphorbiaceae
Exons: 3
Coding region: 189-581 (130 amino acids)
Source: RefSeq, a predicted model, not a curated record